Molecule: messenger RNA, 1143 nt
Organism: Condylostylus longicornis
Lineage: Eukaryota; Metazoa; Arthropoda; Insecta; Diptera; Dolichopodidae
Product: trypsin-3-like
Exons: 1
Coding region: 91-999 (302 amino acids)
Biological process (GO): proteolysis
Molecular function (GO): serine-type endopeptidase activity
Source: RefSeq, a predicted model, not a curated record
AAAUAUUUUCAAAUACAAGAGCAAUAUCAAAAUUUACAUUCUAAAUUUGUAACUCAAUAAAUAAGCAAAAACAAAAAAAAAAAAACAGAAAUGAAUAAUAUUUGGUUUAAAAUUUUAAUUUUAAUUAAAUUGAUAUCAUCAAUUUGUUUUGCAAUUACAAAUAAUAUUGAAAAAAAUGAAAUUAAUAAUAAAACAUUAAGAAUGUUAACAUCAUCACCAAAAUUAUCAUCAAUAUCAUCUGAUACAAAUAUAAAAUUACAUCGUCCAUUAUUAGAUGGUCAAAUAAUUGGUGGUUAUCCAAUUAAUAUAAAAUCAGCAUCAUAUUUAGUAUCAUUACAUUUUAUUAAUCAUAAAUGUACUGGUAUAUUAAUUGAUAAAAAUUGGAUAUUAACAUCUGGUCAUUGUACAACACAUUUACAACCAUAUAAUUAUUAUAUAUAUAUGGGCUCAAAUAAUAUUGAAAAACAUAAUGGUUUAGUUGUUAAAGUUGCUGAAUUAUAUCGUCAUCCAAAUUAUACAAAAAAUUUAGAUUAUGAUUUUACAUUAUUAAAAUUAGUUAAUUAUAGUUCAAUUGGUUAUAAUAUUAAUAUUGCAAAAUUACCAGAACAAAAUGAAGAAAUACCAGAUGGUAUUAAAUUUAAAUUAAUUGGUUGGAAUAAAAAUGAUAAUAAAUCAUUAUUUAAAGAAAAUAAUGAGAAUAUGAGUUUAAAAGCAAUUGAUGUUAUAAAAAUUAAUUCAACAAAAUGUCAUGAAUUAUAUAAAAAUCGUGGUGGUAUUACUGAUCGUAUGUUUUGUGCAGCUAAAUAUAAUUAUCAUAAUAAUAAUGAUAAUGAUGAUAAUGGUAUAUGCCAUGCUGAACCUGGAUCACCAAUUAUUAUUAAUAAUAAAGCAAUUGGUGUUGCAUCAUGGGGUUAUGGUUGUAAAUUAUCCGAUUAUCCAAAUGUAUAUGCAAAAAUAUCAUAUGUAAGAGAUUGGAUUAAAUAUACUAGUGGUGUUUAAAGCAAAAAAGAAAUGUAUAAUAAAAUAACAAUACAAAAUCACAUAAUUUUUUAAUAAAAUCACAUAUAAUUUCCUAAUUAAAUUAUGAUUUACAUAUAUAAUAUACAUACAUCUAUCUAAUAGAAUUAGGAAGUAAUCAAUGAA